AAUUCAAGGCAGCACACAUACGAUUCAUUCAUCAUCCCCCUGAUAGCAUACGGAUCUCCGCCGAUAUAUAUAUUUUCUACAAUGAAGUCGAAUUAUAAAAAUUUGACCCUUGUCGUCCAACAAAAUGCGGAGAAUACGGCACGCAUCACGGAGCAGACGAGUGGAUAUGUGGUGUCCGAGACUGGUUCGGAUACCCUGAUGCAAACCUCCUUCGACAACAGCACGGCCGUUGCGAUCGUCAAGCAUUUGAAUUCGAGUUUUGUGAAAUUGGCCCAAAGCGCUGUCCGGGAUUUGGAUCCCACCGACAAGCUGUGCUUUCUCCGGGUGGCAACCCGCAAAUUCGAGUAUAUGGUGGCCCCCGACGAUUCAUUUAUCGUAACAGUGGUAUUGUAAUUGAAUGCAUUGAAGUGGGAUGCAUAUAGUCACACGCAGGGGAACAUACAAUAACAAUGGAGAGAUGACAUUAACCACCUUUUGAGCUAAUGAAUUGGAGUGGGAUGGACAUAGUAACACAUGCAAUCUCUUUCUUGGAGAGCGAGGACAUUUACCGUAACGUAAUUCUUAUUCUCCACACUUGAUGAAAUGCGUAGGAAUGAGAGAGACAGUCACACAAGGAAGCAAGCACGCACUCUCUCCCCAAGUAGUUUUUUUUGGAGAGCCUGAGGGCAUAAAUCUUUAACCCCAAAACUAAGCGAGCCAUAAAAUUAUG
Molecule: messenger RNA, 709 nt
Organism: Drosophila obscura
Lineage: Eukaryota; Metazoa; Arthropoda; Insecta; Diptera; Drosophilidae
Gene: robl62A
Product: dynein light chain roadblock-type 2
Exons: 1
Coding region: 82-393 (103 amino acids)
Biological process (GO): microtubule-based movement
Cellular component (GO): cytoplasm; cytoplasmic dynein complex; centrosome
Molecular function (GO): dynein intermediate chain binding
Source: RefSeq, a predicted model, not a curated record